AUGCGGCAUACCGAAGCAGCGUGCAGAGUGCCCCAAGUUGGGGCAGAACGGGCGGAUGCCUGGUUCGCGGCCAGCACCAGCCGCGGCGACACACUGGGCGUGGCCGAUGGCGUCGAAGCCCCAGCCACGAUCCGCGUCGCCUGGACUUGCUGCUGCAUCGGGCCAAUUUGCGACGUGCAGGAGGUGCGCCAUCCGGUCCUGGCCAGCUGCCACACUGGCCUGCUCAGCCUGGACCGCCGCACCGGCACCGUCACCGCCACGAGCAUCGGCGGCUGCGGCUUCCUGGUGGUGCGCAAGGGGCAAAUUGUUGCCCGCUCGAUCGCUGGAAAGCUGCAGGUCUCGACCUGCCCGACUAGCCUCCCGUUCUUGGGUGUCGGCACCUUCCUCUAUGGCGACAUCAACCGGCCAGCGGCUCAGCAGUUCCGCGCACAGUCCGAGGACAUGCUCCUGCUGGCCACCGACGGCUUCUUCGACAAUGUGGACGAUGGGUGCGUGCUGUCGCUGAUGAACGAACUGGCGGGCGGCACAGAUCCCCGUCGCAUGCAUCUGUAUGCGGAGACCCUGGCCCUGAUGGCACGCGCUGCUCGACCAAAAGAGACUCGCCACAAGAAGAUGGACGACAUCACCGUCGUCCUGGCGGUGGUCAAUUAG
Drosophila obscura is the source of this 651-nucleotide messenger RNA. RefSeq names its product protein phosphatase PTC7 homolog fig-like. The transcript is spliced from 2 exons. Bases 1 to 651 code for a protein of 216 amino acids. The record is from RefSeq and is a predicted model, not a curated record. NCBI's taxonomy places the organism in Eukaryota, Metazoa, Arthropoda, Insecta, Diptera, Drosophilidae.